Wyeomyia smithii (pitcher-plant mosquito) is the source of this 1237-nucleotide messenger RNA. RefSeq names its product ubiquitin fusion degradation protein 1 homolog (gene Ufd1-like). The coding region runs from base 259 to 1170 and encodes 303 amino acids. NCBI's taxonomy places the organism in Eukaryota, Metazoa, Arthropoda, Insecta, Diptera, Culicidae. Gene Ontology annotation, molecular function: polyubiquitin modification-dependent protein binding. The transcript is spliced from 4 exons. The record is from RefSeq and is a predicted model, not a curated record. Gene Ontology annotation, cellular component: VCP-NPL4-UFD1 AAA ATPase complex.
UAUUUUGUUAUUUACAUCGUCAUUCACUCCGUUUCGCGUAAUUCAUAAGAGGCUUCGAAAAGUCAUUGUAAGAACCUCAGCCAGAUAAACCGAACAGCAAAAUCAUUCCGUUAAACAGAACGAAAUUUCGUAACUAUUAACUGUUUGGUAGUGUAGUGGUUGCUUUUCCGCCAGUGCAACCCAAGUCCGUUCAACUGUUUGUGUUUUUUUUUUUCUCAGGGAAGGAAAGCAGCCUGCUGCGAGCGCUAAUUCGAAACAAUGUUUCAGUUCAACGGGUUCAAUAUGAUGUUUCCGGACCACUCGCGUCCUUUUAAUACGACAUACAAGUGCUACUCGGUGUCGAUGCUACCCGGAAACGAACGGCAAGAUGUAGAAAACGGAGGAAAAAUUAUAAUGCCACCGUCUGCGCUGGACCAGCUGACGAGAUUGAAUGUGGAAUAUCCAAUGCUGUUCAAAUUGACCAACAGCAAUAUAAAUCGCAGCACACACGCCGGCGUGUUAGAGUUUGUGGCCGACGAGGGAAAAAUCUACAUUCCCUAUUGGAUGAUGCAUAACUUGCUGCUGGAGGAAGGUGAUAUUGUCCAAAUUGAAAGUGUCAGCAUCCCGGUAGCAACGUACAGCAAAUUUCAGCCACAGAAUGUAGAGUUUUUGGAUAUCACAAACCCGAAGGCUGUCCUGGAGAAUUGCCUGAGGAACUUUGCCUGUCUCACAACCGGAGAUCUGAUUGCGAUCAAGUAUAACAAUACCACGUACGAGCUGUCGGUUCUGGAAACGAAGCCUGGUCCGGCGGUGACGAUCAUCGAAUGUGACAUGAACGUCGAGUUCGCUCCCCCUGUUGGCUACACGGAGCCCAACAAGCGUUCCAAAGAGGACGAACCGAUGGCGGUUGAUCCGGCCGAACUGAUGCCCGAACCUGCUGGAUUUGUUGCGUUCAAGGGAGCUGGAACCCGACUAGAUGGCAAGAAGAAAAAAGAAGGUGGCUCGAGUGAAGUGCCAUCGGCACAACGGGCCAACUAUGUUCGUGGCAUUCCGGACUACGAUCAUCCGUUCGGAUUGCUACGAUUUGAUCGGACAGUGCGGAAGGUCGAAACGCAGGAUAGUAAGACCGAGGAGGAUAACUUCAAGGCCUUCCAGGGGGAAGGGUUCAGCUUGAAGAAGAGCCGGAAAUGAGUUUGAGGUGUAUUUUUCUUAUAUGCGUACUUGGAAUAAAUUAACUUUUGCGUGAUAUAUGACUGAA